Acipenser ruthenus (sterlet) is the source of this 2347-nucleotide messenger RNA. Its product is annotated as G2/M phase-specific E3 ubiquitin-protein ligase-like. The record is from RefSeq and is a predicted model, not a curated record. The coding region runs from base 739 to 2004 and encodes 421 amino acids. Gene Ontology annotation, molecular function: ubiquitin-protein transferase activity. Lineage: Eukaryota; Metazoa; Chordata; Actinopteri; Acipenseriformes; Acipenseridae. The transcript is spliced from 11 exons. Gene Ontology annotation, cellular component: nucleus.
GUCACAGAGGCUCGCUCCCAGGUUUCUUUUGCUUUCGUAUCUACUGUACUGUAGAACUGACUCUUCAGUGUGACUGUUGCCUAUUCUAUCAGCCCUGAAAAUGCCUGUUUUGUGAAGAGGUGAAUGCUGUCCAUAAAACAGUAAGGAUCCUAGCAGCGGCAUUUUGAACCAGCUACAGUCUGUUUAUGGCGCGUGAAGGAAGACCACCAUAGAGAGAGUUGCCGGAGUCGAUUUGAGAGGAGAUGAAUGCCUUACAGAGUAUCUCUGCAUCUGGGAGGGAAAGUGCGUCUACAAAAGCCAUGAGUUGCGUGUAUCAAAAGGAAAUGAAUGAACUGAGUAAUUCUUCAUUGGCACUGGAUGGGGAGGAUCAGAAUUGAUGAGCCAAAUAUGGAUUUGAAAUAAUGGUGACACUCCACAACAAAUUAAUAAAGCCAAGUCUGGAGCAAGACCAAAAGAUGAAUGGACUGUUACUAAAUAAAAUUUUCAAGGACAAAACUGUGUACCUUCGUCCAUCUUUACAACUGCUGGUUGUUCCUGCAAAUGCAAAGAAGAACAGAAGUACUCUGUCAAAUAAUGAUGAUGAUGAUAUUGAAAUAGAUUUGACUGAUUCCAGUCCACCAAUGAACAGCCUGAAUGUAACAGUUCUUCAGGUCAUUGAGGAUGCUCCUUCAGAACUCAUAGAUGCUCCGUAUUCGACAGCAGGUUCAGAUGGGCCUCUUAUCAUAACAGAAGAAGAAAAUGCCAGUUUCCAGGGUUGUUGAUUGUCCAAGUGAAUGGCAGUAUGCUGCUUUAUUUGUUGAUGAAGAGCUCAGCGAAAGCUUUGAAGAUCCAAUACCCCUUUCCACUGGUAUUGAAACAUCCCACCAUGAACGAGACAUUGGGGAUAUUCUCUGUGAGCUGGCCUCCCAGAUUGAUACAGAAAAUGUUUCCCUGUUUAAUAUCAGCCGGAAUCACCUAUGGGAAGGAGCGAAACGAGGCUUUAAAAAAAAAACUUUCUUACCUUGCAAAAGGCUUUCGGUGAAAUUUAUGGACAAUACAGGAGUGAGCGAAGGAGCCGUCGACCUCGGAGGACCAAGGAGAGAAUUUUUAACCAUGCUAAUGGAGUCCUUGCACCAAGGAAGCCUCUUUGUGGGACCAGACCAUGCCAAGUUCCUAAACUACAUUAGUGGAUUGAUGGUCUCGGAUGACUAUUUUUAUGCGGGUAUGACUAUUGCAACAUCACUGGUUCAUGGAGGACCUGGCCCACAGUUCUUAUCACCAGUACUUUUUGAGGCGCUUUCAAGUACACCCGAGCCCACAUUUGUGGCAGUGCAAGAUAUCCCUGAUAUGGACAUAAGGAACAAUCUGGAGAAGCUUCUAACUUACCAGGAAGAACAUUCAAACACAGCAAACUUAUUUGAACCAAUCCAAACUCUGAUGCAGCUGGCUGGAACACACAAAGUUAUCCGUAAUGCUGAUGAUUAUCGCAAGAUUGCUGAAGGAACUGCACAUUGGUACAUUUUUGGAAGAACACAGGCAGCAUUUGAGAGAUUAAAAGAAGGGCUGAAAACUCUAGGUGUACUGGAUGCUAUGACCAAGUAUCCCAAUGCAUUCAAGCAUGUAAUAUGCUACACAGAAGACACCCUCACAGCCAAGACAUUUGAUAAUAUCUUCCAUCCUGUUCUACACCCACUGGGCUCCAAUAAAAGGGGAACAGAAAAUCUUGUAUUGUCUCACUGGAAAGACUUUAUACAAGAACUACAAGACGAGCCAUCAGAUGUCACAUUGAUGUCACUGCUAUUCUUUAGUACUGGCUGCAGGACCGUACCACCACUGGGAUUCAGAACAGAACCCACUGUAGAUUUUUUACAUGAUGCUGAGGACAAUGGAGAGAAAUCAAGAUUUCCAAAGGCAAAUACAUGCAACUGCACGCUGUUUUUGCCAACUGUACAUGAAGUUUAUGAAGAAUUCACUGAAGCCAUGAGAUAUGCUGUUCUAAAUUGUCAGGGCUUUGGCUUUGCAUAGUCAACUAUUGAUCUUCUGGUGUGAUGGAUGGUCGGGAUGCUCCAGAUAAAACCAAAGAAAGGAAAAAAAAAAUGAGAAAAAAAAUACAGUGUACUUGGGAUUUCUUGUUUUUCCUGGUCCUGGGGAGAUCCGUGUGUUCUGUUUUUUUUUUCCCAACUCAAUGACUUAAUUGUACCAUUCAUUUAACAAAUACUUUACCUAAUCUGAGUUUUUUCUUUUCUUUGGAGCUCUUAAAGUUAAUUUGAAGUUACAGGUAUAGAAAAGAAUUGUGAAACAUGCUUUAACCAAUUCAUCAGUUUCAAACAACAAACACUAAACGGGCAAGUGAUCUGAUCAUUUAUUA